AUGGAAGCUGGAUGUGGACCUGAAGACGCUUUAACUGGGGGAAUCCUCGGCCACGAAGAAUACCAUUUAAGGCAGUUCCAUUUCCACUGGGGACUCACCGACCAUACUGGCUCAGAACAUACGGUCAAUGGGAAACACUAUGCUGCAGAGCUUCAUUUCGUGACCUAUGACCCUAAACAAUACGGAACAUUUAAGGAGGCUGUUACCAAAAGGGGUGGUGUGGCUGUCCUUGCGGUUUUCAUCAAGGUUGGAAAACAGGACCAUAGAGAAUUCCGAAAGCUCUGUGAUCUGAUGCGCUCAGUCGAGAAAGCUCACACCAGCUGCCACAUGAAGGGUGUUUUUCAUCCCUCUAAACUGCUGCCGUCUGAUACAACCAAGUAUUAUACAUACUCUGGAUCUCUAACCACGCCCCCUUUGUCGGAAUGUGUCACGUGGAUAGUGAUGGAAGAACCCAUCCAUGUGUCUGAACACCAGCUGAAAUGCCUGAGACAGCUUGAAGAUGCACAUGGAAGAUACAUUGACGACAACCUCCGACCCACCAUGCCACUUGGAGACAGGGUUGUCAAAGCGUCCUUCAAGUGA
Molecule: messenger RNA, 582 nt
Organism: Haliotis rubra (blacklip abalone)
Lineage: Eukaryota; Metazoa; Mollusca; Gastropoda; Lepetellida; Haliotidae
Product: carbonic anhydrase 5B, mitochondrial-like
Exons: 6
Coding region: 1-582 (193 amino acids)
Cellular component (GO): cytoplasm
Molecular function (GO): carbonate dehydratase activity; zinc ion binding
Source: RefSeq, a predicted model, not a curated record